AAUAUUCUGUGGAGACUUCCAAACCUUCCAAAUAUUCUGCUUCGUGUUGUAUGUGUUUAAAGCAUGGAACGUCGGUGAGCGGAGUAUAAUUUCAGGCUUUACAACACUGCAAAAAUUGUUUUGCAGGUCUCCAAAUCCACAAUGCCAUUUGCUACCGGAGAUGAGCGGAAGGACUUUGUAGUCAUAACAGCUGCAAACUAUUUUGGACUCACACCAACAGAAGAAAUCUGUGUAAUGCUGAGCAAUGAUAUCAAUCUCAACAACUUUCUAGAUGAUGCAAGUUGUUUCACCCUGUCUGCUGUGGCGCACGAAAGUCAAUCCAGAAUGCAGAUGACAUUGGACACAAGAAUUGUCCCAAGGGAAGGAAAAGAGAAGCUACUUGUGUUCUUCAAAAUAAGACCAGAGGUCAUCACUUUGGAGAAUCUUCAUGAAAACGUGUUUGUUUCUUCAAUGGUAGAUUCUCCCAUUUCGUCUUUAUAUCAUACAAUCCAGAAAGUGUUCGCUCCAGUUCUGCUGAAAGAUGAUAAAUGGAGUUAUAAUUUUGAUCCAAAACUUCAGGAACUAAUAACACAACUUGAAUCGGGACUGCAGAGUGUGUUACAAAAGGGAGAUCAGUCUGUCAAUAAUAAAACAGAAUUCAGUGGAAACAUAGCUGAAAUUAUGAGUCCUGAAGAUGAAAUGCAGUUUUGGUCGAAUGUUGCCAAUUCUGUUGGAAGGAAAGAUGAAAAAGAAAAAGCAACUGCAUUUUGGUAUGCAUUGGAGCCGCUUGUAAAGGAUUUCAGAUCUCUAGAUUCCAUAUUCCUGGCAGAUGUUGAUGAAAUACUUGAAACAACACACAACACAUUAGAUGACCUGUGGAAACUUGAUGAUUUCAUAUAUCCACAGCAACGUAUGGAGCACUUAAUGGAUGUUAUUGGGAAUACUUUGGCAAGAUUCAUCCAGAAUAAACUGAAAUCAAUCAACCUCUGGGAAGAAGUUUAUGUUCAAGUGGAAGAACAGUUGAAUCAGGCAAUUCGUGCCUGUAAGAAAUGGAAAGUGACAUGUGAUCGACUGACAUCUUUAUAUUGGCCUAACCAUCCAUCUCAUCAAUGGAAAGGAAAACCAUUUUAUCCUAAAUAUACACAAAAUUUCAGCAAUAGGCUUCAAGAGGUUCUGGAUUUGAGAACCAUUCAUCGACAACUAACAAGGCUACUAUCCCACAAAGAACAGGAGGAGCUGAGGACAAAUGACACUUUUAAACCUUUCUUGGGACUAAACCCAGUCCAGUACAAUCCAUACACUGAACCACUGUGGAGAGCUGCUGUGAAGCAGUUUGAGCAUUCCCUCAUACUGACUGAAGAAAGGGUAGCUGGGAAACUGAAGGUCCAGUUGCAGACUGUUAAUGCAAAUACUUCACAGCUUCUGCACGAGUUCAAACGUUACCAAGAACUGAUUCAAAGACCAAGUGUGAAAAACACAUUGGUUGCUGAAAGAGAAAAUUUGUUGGGGAUGCUGAAGGAAUACAUCCAUAGUGUGAGUUCAGACUUUGGUUUGGGGAAGAACAGAGAAUAUGCCAAACUGCUGGACAUGCCAGAAGUUAUCAGCAACAUAUAUUGGGUUCGUCAGCUGGAGUGUAAGGUAAGAGACAUUGAGAAGACAAGUGCCAAGAUUUUGAAUGAUUUGCAAGGUUAUGCAGACCUCCAGAGAGCUGUGGGAGAUGUCCUGAGGGACUUGAAGGAAUACCACACAGAUCAGUUUGAUAACUGGACACGGGAUGUUGGGGCUGCCAUUCAUAACAAAACUCUCAGCUUAAUAACUGAUGAACCAGUCGUUCAGUUUGACCAAGGCAAGUUGAUGCAUGUAAACUAUAAUCCACGCUUGGUUGGAUUGGUGAGAGAGGUGCGUCAACUCAUCAUACUGGGAUACAAAAUACCAAUGAAAAUUCAGGAGGCUGUAGACCUUGCUAAGAAAUUCAUGAGACAAGCAAAAGCUCUUGAACAGGUUGCUAACUUUCACAACACCAUUGGUGACCGCAUGAUCCCAUCUCAGAGACCAAUGAUGCUGGAGGCUGCUCUGGAUUUGGCACAUUUAGUGGAGGAACAGAAUGGAGUUACAUGGAGUGAUACAGCUGCUGUGGACAAGUAUAUUGCUCGUUUGCAGACAGCAGUUGAGAGGCUGUCCAAAGAAAACAACAAACUUGCCUCUUACCAUGCCCAAAUCAGAGAUAAGGUGAUUAUGCUAAUAAACACGGACUUGCUUCGACAUCAACAAAAGUGGAAAGAAGGACUGAAAGAUAUACGGGACAUUAUGAGUCAAGUGGAAGACCAGAAAUUCUCAAACAUGAAGUCUUGGCGAGCACAUUGGGAUCAUCAAUUAUAUAAGGCAUUGGAACACCAAUAUCAAAUAGGGCUUGAAGCACUAAAUGAACAUCUUCCGGAAAUUAAAGUGGAGCUGGUAUAUCGGCAGCAGAAGUUGCAAUUUAGACCCCCUAUGGAGGAAAUCCGGAUGAAAUACUAUGGGCAAUUGAAACGUUUCUUGGCAGUUCCUAAUAAUUUUAGAGGUGUUAGUGAAACAAAUGGUCUUCUAUUUCCUACUAUUAUUGAGAGGAAUGCACAUAGGUUUGGCCAUUUAUUUGCCAAAGCUGAAGAAUUAUUUGAGCGCUUAAAUGCAGUGAAAGAUCGAUGGUUGCAAGCAGUUGCAUUGGGUUCAGUUGAUUUAGAUUCCCUGGCCGACCAAUAUCUGCAUACUUCUGAGGAUUGGGAUCGAAACUUUCGAGCUUCAAAAACAUGGAGUCAGGAAAUUGCAAAGCUACCAGCCACUGAUGAGAAGAUAGACUGCUUCUCAGUGAGCUUCCUGCCAGUUCGUGCUGAGAUUGAGUUGCACAACCGUCGGUAUUGGGACACUGUGGUUAGUUCUCUGCAGAGUUCCAUUAUGCGAGAUGUUGCAACUAUUGAGAAGUUUACAACAGAGUCAACUGAAAUACUUUCAAGGCAACCACAAACCGUUGAAGAAAUUGGUGCAGCAAAUGCUAAACAUGCUGAAAUUAUGAAGACUUCUGUAGAGAUGCUUGUCAUAUUUGAAGAAGCUGAGAAGAAAAAUAAGACUCUUGCAAGUUGGACAAAGGAGAGGGUGGAGCAAGUUAACCGUAUUGCAGCAGUAUGGGACAACUUUCAAGCCAUACUAGAUAAUCAUCAGUAUAUUCUCAGCAGACAGGUUGAAGGAAUUAAAAGUAAUCUUAUGACAGAAGUUCAAAAGCUAAUGGGUGAAGUAGAAAAGUUCCAGUUGCGCUGGGAACAGCUGAAGCCUCGGGAGACAAGCCUUCAAGAUGGUGAACCUGAGAUCCUAACUAAGAGCCUCAGUAUUCUCCAAGAAAAGAGACAGGAAUGGCAGCUACUGUUACAGACAAGAGAUAAGCUUCUGCAAGACUGUGCUAAUUUUGGAAUUGAGAUUCCUGAAUUUUCUAUAGUAGAUGAAGUUGAGAGUGACCUCAAGAAGCAUGAAAAUAUGUGGUCUCUCUUUGAUGAAUUCAAUACAGGUAUUGAAACUAUGUCAAAAGAAGAAUGGAUUGUAUUUUGUAGCAAGAGCUACAAGUUUGAAGAAUUCCUUCAGUAUUGGCAAGAAAAACUUAAAUCUGGUGUUGAGACUACAUCAUUAACUGUAAGGUUACUGCAAGAAGUUGAAAAGUAUAAGGUCAUGCUGCCAUCACUGAAGUAUAUUCGUGGAGAAAUGUUCAGUGACAAGCAUUGGCUAGAAAUGUUUGGAAUUCUUGGAAUUCCUAGCAAAUCAGUUGAAAUGCUUACAUUUGGUGACUUCUUAAAUGUUAAAGAGAAGAUUGCUGCUAAUGCAAAUGCCCUUCAGGAUCUGAGUGCCCGUGCAUCUAGUGAGAUAGUGAUCAGGCAGGCUCUAGGAGAAUUGGACAUCUGGGAAGUAGAAGCUAAGUUUUUACUCACUGAACAUAAAGAUUCUCAAGGACUGACUGUGAUGCUUAUCAAAGACUUCAAAGAUAUUCUGAACAAGGUUGGUGACAAUCAGUUCUUGCUUCAGUCUGUCAAGAAUUCUCCCAACUAUGAUAGUUUUGUUGAUAGAGCUUCAAUUUGGGAAAAAAGGUUAGCUGAUCUGGAUGAGUAUUUACGUAACCUAAAUCGGAUACAACGCAAGUGGGUGUACCUCGAGCCUAUAUUUGGGGCUGGAACACUGUCACAAGAUCAGGCUAGAUUCCAAAGAGUGGAUCAAGAUUUCCGUUAUAUUAUGGGAGAUGUUGCUCGAGACAACAGAGUUGUGUCCUUGUGCAAAAUUAUCAAUCUCCACCAGAUUCUGAAUGUACUUCUUGACCAGUUAUCUCGAUGUCAGAAGAGUCUCAAUGAUUUCCUUGAAGAGAAGCGUUCUGUGUUUCCAAGAUUCUACUUUUUGGGUGAUGAUGACCUGCUGGAAAUACUAGGUCAGUCCACAAAAGAACGAGUGAUUCAGGCCCACCUCAAAAAAUUAUUUGCUGGAAUCCACAGUGUUGUGUUUGAUGAUGAUGGCCAAAAUAUUAUGGCCAUGAAGUCACUUGAAGGAGAGGUUGUGAAACUUAACAAACACAUCAAGCUCACUCAGCAAGUUGAGGAAUGGUUGGGUAAUUUAGCAGCUGAAAUGAAGGCAACUCUGAAGAAACUUCUUAUAGAUUGUAUAGGUGACAUUCAGAAGUCUAAUUCUGGAGCUGAUCCUUUGAAAUAUCCAUCUCAGAUUUUGUGUUUAGCCGAAAGUGUAACAUUUACUGAAAGAUGUGAAAGAGCUAUUCAUUCUAAUAGUCUGGAAAAUCUUCUGGCCUCAUUAAAGUCACAAUUAGAAGCUUACACUAAAUUAGAAUUGGAGUGGGCUGAUGGGGACACAGAUGGAGAUUCGCUGGAGUUGGAGCUGAAGCUGAAAGCUUUGUUAUUGGACACAAUCCAUCAUAUGAGUAUUGUGGAACAUCUGAUUGGUGUUAGUAUCUCAUCUGCUGAGGAUUGGCACUGGCAGAGGCAACUGCGGUUCUAUAUUCGUAAGGAUGGUGUAGCUGUGGCCAGAAUGGUGGAUGCUGAAUUUGAGUAUACCUAUGAAUAUCAAGGAAAUUCACCAAAAUUGGUUCAUACACCUCUUACUGACAAAUGUUACCUUACUCUUACACAGGGCAUGAGCAUGGGACUGGGUGGUAACCCAUAUGGACCAGCUGGAACAGGCAAGACAGAGUCUGUGAAGACACUGGGAAGCCUUCUAGGCCGUCAGGUUCUUGUGUUCAACUGUGAUGAGGGUAUUGAUGUAAAAUCAAUGGCUCGUAUCUUUAUUGGCUUGGUGAAAUGUGGUGCUUGGGGCUGUUUUGAUGAGUUUAAUCGCUUGGAAGAAGCAACUUUAUCAGCAGUUUCAAUGCAGAUCCAGCCCAUACAGACAGCUUUAAAAUUUGGUCAUGGAUCUGUAAAACUGUUGGAUGAAGAAGUACCUUUGGAUCCAAGCUGUGGAAUAUUUGUAACUAUGAAUCCGGCAGGGAAGGGUUACGGGGGAAGACAGAAGUUGCCAGAUAAUCUAAAGCAAUUGUUCCGGCCUGUGGUGAUGUCACAUCCUGACAAUGAUCUGAUUGCUGAAGUGAUUCUGUACUGUGAAGGUUUCAAAUCUGCCAAGUCCAUUGGCAAAAAGCUGGUUGAAGUUUUUGACCUUUCAAGGAAGCUGCUGACAAAACAACAGCACUAUGAUUGGGGUCUACGAGCAUUGAAAACAGUGCUUGGAGGUUGUGGAAGUGUGUUGAAGGCAGCCCGUAAGAACCUUCUGAAGGAGGGAAAGGGUUCCUUAGAUGAAAAUGCAGAGAAAGAGCUUGUGGUUCAAGCAUUACGUCUCAACACUCUUUCCAAGUUGACAUUUGCAGAUUGUGCUCGCUUUGAUUCCCUAGUUCGAGAUGUAUUUCCUGGUGUUCAGUUCACUAGUUCUGGUUAUGAGGAGCUUACAGCAGCUUUGAAAGAAAGUUUCAGUGACUUAGGACUAUUCUGCAAUGAAAAUCAAGUGAGGAAGUGUCUGGAGGUGUAUGAACAGUUACAGCAAAGAAUGGGGGUUGUGAUUGUUGGUCCAUCAGGAUCAGGCAAGAGCACACUUUGUCACCUGCUUAAACAUUCCUUGAUAAAGAUGGGUAAAUCUUUAAAGCAGCACACCAUCAAUCCAAAAGCCAUGCCUAGAACUCAGCUGCUAGGACAGAUAGAUCUUGAUACCAGACAAUGGACAGAUGGAGUACUCACUCUGAGCGCUCUGCAAGUAUAUUCUGAACCACCAGAUGUGCUUUCUUGGAUUGUAUGUGAUGGUGAUGUGGAUCCAGAAUGGAUUGAAUCACUGAACUCAGUUUUAGAUGACAACAGAUUGUUAACACUGCCUUCUGGCUGGAGAAUUCAAUUUGGGCACAAUGUCAACUUUGUGUUUGAGACUCAUGAUUUGAGUUUUGCAUCACCUGCAACAGUAUCUCGGAUGGGAAUGAUUUUUCUCAGUGAUGAGGACACCCAUGUGAAAGGCUUGGUAUCUGCCUGGCUGAAGAAGCAGAAUGAGUCAAGUAUUCGGUUUUUAAUACAGUUGAUUGAAGAUUAUUUCUACAAAGGAAUUAACUGGGUGGUUCAACAUGGAGAGAUGGUGGUGGGCACAUCACUGGUUGGUGUAGUUCAGAAUGGACUGUCUCAGUUGCUUGGAGUGACCAGCAGGGCUCAGUUCACAGUGGCUUUGAUCAGAGGACUUGGUGGAAAUCUGACUCUUCCCAACAGAGAGGCAUUUGCCAAACAGGUUUUUGAGUGGACAGGCGAGUACAUCCCUGACCCUGCUCGACUGCUGUACUGUUAUUACAACCCACAGCGUGAUGGUCUGGACACAUAUACAGUGGACCAUGAAAACACACAAUUCCAGCUUGGAGCAGCCAACAUUUCUCUUCCUCUCAUCAUGACUGCAGAUGUCAAACAAACACUGGAUGUUAUUAGACCUUGGCUACAUGAAGAGACUCGACACCCAUUCCUAUUAGUAGGGCCACAAGGUUGUGGAAAAAGUAUGCUCCUGAAUCACUGGUUUCGCAAGCUGAGAGCAACAGAGAUCGCAACCAUUCACUGCAGUGCUCAGAUCACUCCACAGCAUGUUCUUCAGAAACUGAGUCAGGUGUGCAUGGUAAUCUCAAGCAACACAGGUCGUGUGUACCGUCCAAAGAAUGGUGAACAUCUGAUCCUGUACUUCAAAGACUUGAACCUUGCUAGACCUGAUAAAUGGGGGACCAGCAUGCUCAUUGCCUUCCUUCAGCAGGUGAUCACUUACAAUGGUUUCUAUGACAAGAAUCUGGAAUGGGUGGGCCUGGAAGGAGUUCAGAUUGUGGGUAGCAUGACAGGAGGAAAUGCAAUGGGACGUCACUCUCUCAGCCCACGUUUUACAUCAAUUAUGAGAAUCUAUUCGAUCAGCUAUCCAGAGCGAGAUGAGCUAAAAUCCAUAUACAAUAUUUAUAUGUCCAGCAUUAUGGGUAUAUGUCUGCCCAAGCAUCAGAUCUGGAAGUCCUCAACUAAAACUGCCAACCUUACUGGAUCCAUGGUCAAAAUUUAUGAAGAGGUUAAAAACAUGUUCUCUCCAGUGCAACAGAAUCAUUAUAUUUUCACACCUCGUGACCUAACUCGAUGGUGUUUAGGAUUUCUUCGUUAUGACCUGAAAGAGGAUGAUCAGUCUGUCAAUUUAGUGCUUGAAGUCUUAGUAUAUGAAGCUAUGAGACUGUUUCGUGACAAGCUGGUCUGUGAAGAGGAUCAGUCUCAGUUUGAUUCUAUCGUCACCAGAGUUCUGGAGUCAGAUUGGAACAGAGAUUCAUUACUGGAGAAGCUUUCUGGAAUGUAUUAUGUGACAAUGGGUGCUGGUUCAGUAAUGUCAGCUGGAUCUGCGCUACCUACAUUUGGCAAGCCACUUGGGAAAAUGAAAGCUGCAGAUUGGACUGUCAUGGUGGAACGAGGCAUUAUACAGUUCGGUCGGGAAGGACAGUCAUUGGACCUUAUCAUUUUCCGUGAAGUUCUCGACAUAGUGGCUUAUGUAGACAGAGUACUGUCUGCCCCUCAGGGAUCUCUCUUGUUGGCUGGAAGGGCUGGAGUGGGGAGAAAAUCAGCUGUAAGAAUUGUUUCCGCUCUUCAUGGAGCUAAAUUGGUUUCCUUGAAGAUGGGAAAGGCAUAUAACUUGAAGAAUUUCAAGAAUGAUUUGAAAUAUGUGAUGCAAUUAGCAGGCAUAGAAGGAGAGCAGGUGUAUUUGCUUCUUGAGGAUCAUCAGAUCACAGAUAUUGCUUUCUUGGACAUGGUGAAUAGUCUGCUGUCAUCUGGAGAAGUGCCUGGACUGUAUAAUACAGAGGAACUGGAACCUAUAAUAUCACCCCUGAAAGAUAUUGCUGCCCAAGAAGGAUUUGUAGGAAGCCCAGCAUCCUACUUUUCUAAAUGUGUGCAGAAGAACUUGCAUAUCAUCCUGAUAAUGGAUUUCACAAAUGCACAAUUCACAGUUACAUGUGACAGUAACCCAGCUUUGUACAAACAGUGCAGUAUUAUAUGGUUGCCAGGUUGGAGUACAGCUAGCAUGAGAACAGUUCCACAGCUUCUGCUGUCCAGGGCUGUUCAAGAUGAAGAAGGUAUACUAGGCCAUGAAAAGAAUGGAGAGGGAACGUUAUCUGUAAAUGACACUCUUCUUGAGUGUUUCUUAAGGAUUCACAAGGAUGUAUCUGAUAAACUGGCCACUCCUCGGCGAUAUAUCUCAUUCAUCUGCACCUACAUGCAUAUCUACACAAAAAAGAGAACUGAUAUCCAACAGAAACAACAACGACUGCAGGCAGGUGUAUCCAAACUUACUGAGGCCAGUCAUGUUGUUGAUGCACUGAAGUCUCAGGCAGCAGGACAAGAACACAAGUUGGCAGAGAAACAAGCAAAAGCAAACUCAGCACUGCAGAUGAUAACAGAAACAAUGCGCAAUGCCAACACCCACAAAGUGGAAAUGGAGUCUCUGAAGGAGCAGACAGAGAGAGAGAAUCUUCAGCUCAUGGAAAGGAAAAAGGCAAUAGAUGUGGAGCUAACAGAGAUUGAACCUCUGAUCCAAGAAGCUAGUGCUGCAGUUGGAAACAUAAAGCCUGAAUCACUGUCUGAGAUUCGGUCAUUACGUGCUCCUCCAGACAUUAUUAGGGACAUUUUAGAGGGUGUGCUGAGGCUCAUGGGCAUCCUAGAUACAUCAUGGAACAGCAUGAAAACCUUUCUGGCCAAGAGAGGAAUCAAGGAAGAAAUCAGGUCAUUUGAUGCACGCAGAAUAAAUCCAGAAAGUCGUCAAGCAGUUGAGAAAUUGUUGAUUGAAAGGAAAGAAUCAUUUGAUCCCAAGAAUGCUCGGCGAGCCUCAGUAGCAGCUGCCCCACUUGCAUCUUGGGUUACUGCAAAUGUGAAAUACUCUUAUGUAUUAGAAAAGAUUCGACCCCUUGAGAGAGAACAAUCUAAACUGUAUCAAAACAUGAAGCUUACUGAACAGCAAAUUGGGAAGCUGAGCCUGGGUCUCACAGAUGUUGACAAAACUGUUUCUGAUCUGAAAAAUCAACUGAAUACUUAUACAAAAGAAGCUGCUGAGAUUGAGAUUCAUUUAAAUAAGGCCCAGGAAACUAUCAGUGCUGCAGAGGGACUGGUUGGCAAACUGAAUGAUGAGUUUGAAAGGUGGAAAAAACAGCUGACUGAGUUGUCAAAGGAUCUGAAAGAGUUGCCAGUAAACUCAUUGCUGGCUGCAGCAUUCAUCACAUACUUGUCUAUGGCACCGGAAGAUCUUCGCCAGUCCUUAGUGGCAGAGUGGCAGGAUCAAUUGGGCAUGAAGAACUUCUCUUUCACUACAUUCCUAGGCUCUGAGAAAGAGCAACUGCAGUGGCUGUCCGAAGGACUUCCCUCUGACCAACUCUCUGUUCAGAAUGCAGUUAUCAUACUUCAGCUGGCAUGUUUGGAGGCUGGGACAUCGUUUCGUCCUUUCCUCAUCGAUCCAUCUUCACUGGCAUCAGAAUGGCUGAAGAAGCAUAUGCAAAGAUGCACUGUUGAAGUUGUGUCUCAGCACAGUGAGCGCUUUAUGACCACUCUGGAACUUGCAAUCAGGUUUGGAAAAGUUCUAAUCGUCCAAGAAGUAGAUAGUAUUGAUCCUGUACUUUUCCCCAUUCUCCGAGGAGAUUUCAUAAGUCAAGGUCCAGGGAAGGUGAUUCAAGUGGGAGACAAGUUAAUUGAUUAUCAUGACAGCUUCCAGUUAUUCUUAACUACACGUAAUUCUGAGCCAGAUAUUUCCCCUGAUGUUGCUGCUACUGUUACUUGCGUGAACUUCUCCACAACAUGGGCAGGUCUCACAGGACAGUUGCUUGCAUGUGCUCUGCGUCAGGAACGGCCAGAGCUAGAGCAACGUCGAAGUGAGCUAUUGCGGCAAGAAGAAGAGCUGAAGCUGAAACUUGACCAACUGCAAGAGAUUCUCUUACAGAAAUUGGCAAAUGCUCAAGGAGACAUACUCCAGAACAAAGAUCUUCUGGCUUCUCUGAAUGAAACAAAAGCAAGUAGUGCUGCAAUUUAUGAAUCCCUGUCUGAGUCAUCUCAUCUCCAGGCAGAUCUGAACAAGGAGUGUGAUGUUUACCGACCCCUUGCUGAAUUUGGCAGUACUCUGUAUUUUGUUAUCAUAGACCUUCGAAAAGUGAACAACAUAUACCAGUUCUCAGUAAAUGCUUUUAUGAGACUGUUUCAGAAAGCAUUAAAUGGUCCCCAGGAAGAACUUGGUGAUAUGAGAACAAAGGGGCAGCAGAAGAGACUUCAGCAUGUGAUUUAUCAGUACGUCAGUCGAUCACUGUUCAAGGCUGACAGGCUCAUGUUUGCUCUACAUCUUGUCAAUAAGCUGUAUUUGCAGCAAAUUCAUGAAAGUGAGUGGGAAGUCUUCAUAGGUCAGGCCAUAUCUAACAUCAAGAGUGACGCAUCAAAAGCAAGUGACAGUCUACCAAAUUGGAUUGAAGAAGAAAGAGCAUUUGACGUUUUUGUUCUCAAGAGCGCACUUCCAGAACUAUAUUCGCAACUACAGUUAGAUGACAGGGGGUCCUGGUCAGGUUUCUCACGCAGUGGAGAAUGUGAAGACAGCUUUCCAGUGCAAUUAGCUCGCAAAUUGUCACCAUUCCAGAAGGUCCUUGUAGUGCAAGCCUUGAGGCCUGAUCGACUGCAUUCUGCACUUCUUCACUUUGCUCUUCAGACCCUAGGUCUGCGAGACCUUUCCCCAUCAGCACUGAGUCUGAAACAGCUCUUACCUGAGACGCUUGCAACUGAGCCAGUUCUUCUUGUCAUCUCUCCAGGAGCUGACCCAUCAGAGGAACUCCGUGCUCUUGCUCAUGUCACAGUUGGGGAUCAACACUAUUAUGAGAUGGCUAUGAGUCAGGACCAGGUGACUGCAGCUUUGGAUUACCUGCAUGCUGCAGCUCGACAAGGAGAUUGGCUGUGUCUAAAGAACCUGCACCUGAUGACGUACUGGCUACCAGCACUCGAGAAGGAAUUCAAGUCCCUACAGCCACAUGAAAACUUUCGCUUAUGGCUUACUGCUGAAGUGCAUCCAAAAUUUUCAGCUAUCCUUGCUCAGUCUUGUCUCAAAGUGACUUAUGAGUCUCCACAAGGUGUGAAGAAAAACCUACAGCGCACAUAUGCAUCAUGGGGUCCAGAAUUCAUCAGCAGCAAUGGUCAGGGUGACAGGGCCAAGGCAUUAUUUGCUCUUGCCUGGUUUCAUGCAGUGGUUCAAGAGAGACGAACAUUUAUCCCACAGGGCUGGGCUAAGUUUUAUGAGUUCAGUGACGCUGAUUUAAGAGCAGGAGCUGAAGUUCUUCAGAAGCUCUUCAAGAAAGAUCCAGGAAACAUCAAAUGGGAAUUUGUACAUGGCUUAUAUGAGAACGCAAUCUAUGGUGGCCGAGUUGACAACAUUUAUGAUAUCAGAGUCCUUACCUCUUACCUCAGGGAGUUUUUCAAUACAGCUGUACUCGUGGAUGGAAGAAAGACAUUAGGAUCUGCAGUUAAUGUCCCCACUGUGGCCAGUUAUGAGGCUCAUAUGAAUGUUAUUCAGCAAUUAUCAGAUAAUGACAAGCCAGCAUACUUCGGGUUACCAGUUAAUGUGGAGCGCUCAUGGCAGAGGAUCACCAGCCAUGAAGUUAUUAAUCAGCUUAAAACAUUAAGGAGGUCUGUUGAGGGAGUCAGCAAAUUUAAUAGAGAAGAAUGGCAGGUUCAGCUUACACCUAUUUUGAACCUAUGGAAGAAGCUGAACCAGGGGUCAGCUUUGAUACAAAUGAAAGUGCCACAGGUAGUAGAAGGAUCAGGAGGGAGAAACAAUGAGAUGGCACUACCAGUGGUGUUGUUUGUAACUCUGGAAUAUCAUGAUGCUGUUGUUUUAGUGCAGCAAGUGCACAAGUCCUUAGCUACUCUCAGUAAGGUGAUUCGUGGUACUAUACUACCUAGCAGUGAUGUGGUGCAAUUGGCUGACUCCAUCAUAAACCAGCAGACUCCAGAUAUAUGGCAGAAAAUAUGGGAAGGUCCUGGCGAGCCCAUGCUAUAUCUUCGAGUCUUGAUGGCCCGAGCUCUAGCCAUCCAACGUUGGAAUCUGCGAGUGACUCAGGGUUCUUUACUUUCAGAACCUAUUGACCUUUCUGAACUUUUUCACCCAGAAACUUUCCUUAGUUCUCUCAAGCAGCAAACAGCAAGAGAUUAUAGAGUGGCCUUGGAUGAGCUUCAGUUAGCAUGCAGCUGGAGUAAGAGUGGACUGCCUGGUGCUCUUCUGCCUGUCACUUUGAUAGCCUUACAGCUGGAAGGAGCUGCAUUUGAUGGUUUACGCUUGUUGCCAAAUGGAGUUGACUCACCUAGUAUAACACUGGCUCCACCUUGUACAGUUGCCUGGAUGCCAAAGGGAAGUGUCCAAACUUACCAUCCUGGAGAGGCAAUUUGCUUACCAUUGUACUAUACUUCUGGCAGAGAGCAAGUUGUGGUAAGUUUGGAUGUGCCAUGUGCAGGAGAUGAUGAUAAAUGGAUUCAGACAGGAGCAGCAUUCUUUUUGAGAAACUGAAUAGCUGCACUAACUCCACCACCAGUUCAGUGUUGUAAGCUUGAUGGGACUGAUGAGAGCUAUGAAAAUCUUCAGUCAGGAUAGCCAGCCUCCAAGCUGAAAAUUGAAUCUGGAACUGGAUUGUAAAGCAAAUGAUCAUAACAUUCGGUAAUAAUAUAUUGGUGGAUAAGAAAAGACAACUUAAAAUUAUAUGUGCAGUGCAUUGACGUUUUGUGCAAGGAAAUGUUCGUGAAGACCAUGCAUAAUUCAAAACUCACAUAAUUCAAGACAAGUUUUCUCAUAGUGUUUAAACACAUAUGUGAUUCUUGCCAAAUUUUGGGGGGAUCUGCAUUAUUUCAAACUUUGUGCAUAAAGUGAGACUUUAUUAAUACAGUAUGCGCCAAAAAUUACAGUACUGAAACUCGCGCAUCUCGAACGCACGUGCAUUUGUCGAUGGGGCAUAGCUCUAGCCGCACGUGUUCCCAGUAGUGAAAAGGAAAUUGUGUUGUGCAGUUGUUGUUGGAAAUGGGUCUCUCGAUGGAGGAAAAAGUAUUCAUAGUUGAGUAAUAUUUCCGCCCAUAUGGAAAUGGUCGCCAGACAACUUGCUUCAUUGGUUUUGAGCAGCCAGAUGUUAUCAUCUAGAAACUGCUACGUAGUACACGUGUGAUGAUAUGGUGUGCCAUCUUAGCACCGUUAUAUUAGGCCCCUGUUUCAUUGAUGAUGAGGAAGGCAAUGCUCUUCCUGUCACCCAAGAACACUACAGGGACAUGGUGAUUGGAACAUUUCUUUAGGA
Messenger RNA from Cryptotermes secundus, 13810 nucleotides. It is a transcript of the gene btv, whose product is annotated as cytoplasmic dynein 2 heavy chain 1. The coding region runs from base 142 to 13038 and encodes 4298 amino acids. Lineage: Eukaryota; Metazoa; Arthropoda; Insecta; Blattodea; Kalotermitidae. The transcript is spliced from 77 exons. Gene Ontology annotation, biological process: microtubule-based movement. Gene Ontology annotation, cellular component: dynein complex. The record is from RefSeq and is a predicted model, not a curated record. Gene Ontology annotation, molecular function: dynein intermediate chain binding; ATP hydrolysis activity; dynein light intermediate chain binding.